Messenger RNA from Lathyrus sativus (Indian pea), 1872 nucleotides. Lineage: Eukaryota; Viridiplantae; Streptophyta; Magnoliopsida; Fabales; Fabaceae. The record is from the annotation of a GenBank genome assembly.
AUGGAUAAUAGUAACCACCGAUUCUCGUUCCUUUCCUUUCUCGUCUUCUUCACCUUUUUCAUUGCUACUACAAAUUCUGCAUCUUCUUCUGCAUCAUGUCCUAUUGAUCUCAGCUAUGUUGAAACCUUUCCAUGGGACACAUCAACCUGCAGAGACCCAAUUGACACAAACCACUGUUGUCAAUCACUUCUCAGUCUCGUUGGUAUAGGUCUUGCAAAACAUCUCAAAGAAACUCAACUCUUUCAAUUCCCAAAUGAAAACAUUUCCUCAGCAUGUUUACAAGAUUUCAAACUCAAACUUUCAUCCUUAAAAAUCCAACCUUUGUUAGUAUCUAGUUGUUUUCCAAACUCAACUCAGUUUGUCACCAACACCUCAAGCUGUGCAGGUAUCUCAAACAUCACAGACUGGAAACAAAAAGUUGGUGUGAUGAGUCCUUUAGAUACUUCUUGUAAUAGUAAUAUGAAAUCUGAAGCCACUUGUAGCAUGUGUACUGAUGCUGGUUUUAAAGUAACUACUCAGCUUGCAGAUAUUAAUCCAAAAAAUUCAUCCAAGUGUUUUUACUUUUCAAUUUUAUAUGCUAUUGGUAUUGUGAAUCAGUUUGGUCCUACAGAUCCUGCUGCAGCUGCUUGUAUACUUGGUAUGCCACUUUCAUCAAAAGGGUCAUCAGAAUCAAACAAUGGAAAAAUUCUGAAACUUGUUUUUGGUUUAUUAGGUGCUAUUGUUGGUGUUGUUCUUGCUUUUGUGUUGAUUAUUAUGUAUAAAAAAUGGGAUAAGAUGAGAAGGGAAAAUCUUUAUCACAGGUCAGUUGAAAACAGUGUUAGAGACAGUGUUUUGCCUAAUACAGGAGCUAAAUGGUUUCACAUAUCAGAACUUGAAAAGGCUACAAACAAGUUUUCAUUGAAGAAUAAGAUUGGUCAAGGUGGUGAUGGUGUUGUGUACAAAGGAACACUUUCUGAUGGAACUUUGGUUGCUGUGAAAGAAAUUUUUGAUUUGGAAACUAGAGGAGAUGAAGAGUUUUGCUAUGAAGUUGAGAUUAUAAGCAAAAUCAAGCAUAGGUACCUUCUUGCUUUGAGAGGUUGUUGUGUUACAAGUCAUAGUGUAAGAGGUAAAAGAAGGUUUUUGGUUUAUGAUUAUAUGCCGAAUGGAAGUUUAAGCUAUCAGCUAUCAGUUAACGGUGCUAAUAAGCUAACUUGGCCUCAAAGGAAGAAUAUUAUACUUGAUGUAGCUAAAGGGUUGGCCUAUUUGCAUUACGAAAUCAAGCCGCCGAUUUUUCAUCGCGAUAUUAAGGCGACGAAUAUACUUCUGGACUCGAAAAUGAAAGCGAAGGUGGCUGAUUUCGGAUUGGCGAAACAAGGUAAUGAAGGACAGUCUCAUCUAACAACAAGAGUGGCAGGAACAUAUGGUUAUUUAGCACCUGAGUAUGCUUUAUAUGGCCAACUAACAGAAAAAAGUGAUGUUUAUAGUUUUGGCAUAGUGAUACUUGAGGUAAUGAGUGGUAGAAAAGUGCUUGAUACAAUGAAUUCACCUGUUGUAUUGAUAACUGAUUGGGCUUGGUCACUUGCAAAAUCAGGAAAAGUUGAUGAGAUAUUUGAUGAAUCAAUUAGAGAUCAAGGACCAGAGAAAAUCAUGGAAAGGUUUGUCCUUGUUGGAAUUCUUUGUGCUCAUGCAAUGGUUGCAUUGAGGCCUACUAUUGCUGAGGCACUUAAGAUGUUAGAAGGUGAUAUUGAUAUUCCUAAUUUGCCUGAUAGGCCUGUGCCACUUGGCCAUGAAUCUUUUCAGUCUUCUCUUUUGAAUGGCAUGCAACAAAGUGGAAGAUCAACACCUUUUACUUCAUUUUAUUCUUCAAGUUUGAGUACUAUUAGUAGAAAUUAA